AAAAUUAUCAAUGAAACAGCCAUUUUGAAUAUAGAAAACUUUGCCAUCGUAAAAUGGAAAGGGUAAAAUGGGCAAAAAGCCCAUAUGGUUGGUGGGUCGGUUGGUAAUAUCGCCCAACUCAGUGUCGUUUCUUUGACAUUUACGACUAUAAAAUCAUACCUGAUUUCUUUUUCAAACCCGAAACCCUCCACCAACUCUGUCUUUCUGGUGAAGAAAACAGAGUGAGCGUCUUACUCAUCUUCAAAGAGCAGAACAAUUACAAUUUACGUCUACAUUUCUUAUCUGAGUAAUGGAAUCUGAUUAUGGACUUCCUAGAGAGCUUUCUCAUCUUCAAAAGAGUCGUUCGCUUUAUCAGCCGGAGCUUCCUCCCUGCCUUCAGGGAACUACUGUGCGAUUAGAAUUUGGUGAUGCAACUACUGUGGCAGAUUCAUCUGGUGGCCACACUAUCAGUCAAUCGUUUCCUCACACAUAUGGUCAGCGUUUGGCUCAUUUUCUUAGGGCAACAGCCAAAGUCCCUGGUGCUCGGAUUAUUAGCACACAUCCUGCACUGAGGGUUGGACUGGAUUUCUUGGUGGUUCUGAAGGUUUAUUUGCUCAAAAAACUCUUGAGAUCACAGAUGAUGUUCUUGCAACCUAUAAAAAUCAAGGUGGUUAUGAUCUUCUGGGGACGCACAAAGGAUCAAAUAAGAACAACAGAACAAGUCAAUUCUGCAAUGGCUGCAUGUAAUGCUUUAAAGUUGGAUGGCCUUAUCAUUGUUGGAGGGGUGACAUCAAACACGGAUGCUGCUCAGCUUGCUGAGACUUUUGCUGAAGAAAAAUGCUCCACAAAGGUUGUUGGGGUACCUGUUACUUUGAAUGGAGAUCUUAAGAACCAAUUUGUUGAAGCAAAUGUUGGUUUUGAUACAAUUUGCAAGGUUAACUCCCAGCUAAUCAGCAAUGUCUGCACAGAUGCACUUUCAGCAGAGAAGUACUACUAUUUUAUUCGACUCAUGGGUAGGAAGGCAUCUCAUGUGGCCUUGGAAUGCACCCUACAGUCACACCCAAACAUGGUUAUUCUUGCUGAAGAGGUUGCUGCUUCAAAACUUACUAUAUUUGACUUAACAAAACAGAUUUGUGAUGCAGUCCAAGCCAGGGCAGAAGAAGAGAAGUACCAUGGUGUUAUCCUACUUCCAGAAGGUCUUAUAGAAAGCAUACCUGAAAUUUAUGCCCUUUUGCAGGAAAUCCAUAUUCUUUUAAGACAAGGUGUUUCUGUUGAUAAAAUAUCAAUGCAACUCUCACCUUGGGCAUCUGCUUUAUUUGAUUUUUUACCACCAUUUAUUAGAAAACAGCUUCUCCUCCAUCCAGAAUCUGAUGACUCGGCACAGUUGUCUCAAAUUGAAACAGAGAAGCUUCUUGCUGAACUCGUGGAGGCAGAAAUGAACAAACGCCAGAAAGAAGGUUCAUACAAGGGGAAGAAAUUCAAUGGUAUCUGCCAUUUUUUUGGGUAUCAAGCUCGAGGCUCUUUACCAUCAAAAUUUGAUUGUGAUUAUGCCUACGUGUUAGGACAUAUCUGUUACCAUAUUCUUGCAGCUGGUCUGAAUGGUUAUAUGGCGACUGUAACUAACUUGAAGAAUCCUUGUAACAAGUGGCGCUGUGGUGCUGCUCCUAUAACCGCUAUGUUCACCGUAAAGAAUGAUGUUGGUGGUUCACGCGCAAUGACAAUUGGAAAACCGCUUCUUCAUCCUGCUAUUGUGGAUUUGAGAGGCAAAGUAUACGGGAUGCUGAGAGAAAACGCAAGAAAAUUAUUGUUGGAUGAUAUUUACAGAAACCCGGGACCACUUCAAUUUGAUGGGCCGGGUUGCUGAUUCACGGGUCGUGAGUUUGUAUGUUGAGGAUCUUGAUUAUAUGGGUCGUAUUAAAGAACUAAAUGAAUAUCUUGAAAAGGUACGAGGUAUUGUGAAACCGGGUUGUUCUCAGGAUGUUUUGAAAGCGGCUUUGAGCGCCAUGUCAUCAGUCACAAAUGUUCUGUCCAUCAUGUCCUCACCUACUAACACAAGUGUUUAGAUUAGUAGUUUCUUUUAAUAACCUCAGGAAGACGUGGAAUGAUAUUCUAAUGCUUCACUCUUGUUAUUUUUUUUAAUGAUAAAUUAACAAAAUUGUGUGAGGAUUGAGUUAGAUUGCUUCCAUAGCACAU
Messenger RNA from Lactuca virosa, 2172 nucleotides. The record is from the annotation of a GenBank genome assembly. NCBI's taxonomy places the organism in Eukaryota, Viridiplantae, Streptophyta, Magnoliopsida, Asterales, Asteraceae.